Paraphaeosphaeria sporulosa is the source of this 1594-nucleotide messenger RNA. RefSeq names its product mannose-6-phosphate isomerase. The record is from RefSeq and is a predicted model, not a curated record. Gene Ontology annotation, biological process: GDP-mannose biosynthetic process; carbohydrate metabolic process. Gene Ontology annotation, cellular component: cytosol. NCBI's taxonomy places the organism in Eukaryota, Fungi, Ascomycota, Dothideomycetes, Pleosporales, Didymosphaeriaceae. Gene Ontology annotation, molecular function: zinc ion binding; mannose-6-phosphate isomerase activity. The transcript has 5 exons. Bases 78 to 1460 code for a protein of 460 amino acids.
CUGGGCCACACAAGUAGCGGGAAACUGGCGGUGACAACAACACCAGCUUCUUCGACACCUUGAGAACGUUAUUCAAGAUGGUUCAAGUACCUUUGGUUCGACUACAAUGCGGCUGCAAUAGCUACGACUGGGGCAAGGUUGGAAAGACGUCUGCAGCGGCCAAGUACGCCGCUGCGACACCUUCUGAUGGAUUUUCUAUCCAGGAAGAAAAGCCUUACGCUGAGCUAUGGAUGGGAACCCACCCCUCGCUUCCUUCCAAAGAUCUUGAGACGCAGCGAUCGCUGCUAGAACUUGUCCAAGAUAACCAGCAGCUGCUUGGUUCAACUGUCGCGCAGAAGUUUGGAGACAAGCUCCCCUUCCUGUUCAAGGUCCUUUCUAUUGGCAAGGCUUUGAGCAUUCAGGCGCAUCCCAACAAGAAGCUUGCAGAGCAAUUGCACGCAAAAGACCCCAAGAACUACCCAGAUGACAACCACAAGCCUGAGAUGACCAUUGCCGUUACUCCCUUCGACGGUCUCUGUGGUUUCCGACCUCUUGCUGAAAUCUCGCAUUUCCUCCAGAACGUUCCUGCGUUCCGCAAGCUUGUCGGCGAGGAUGAGGCCAAGAAUUUUGAGAGCACUGUCAAGGGCAAAGAGACCUCCGAGAACGAUGCAGAUGUGCAGGCUAACAAGAAGGCUCUGCAGGCUGCGUUCACUAAGCUGAUGAACACUGACAAAGCAGCGCUCGAGUCGGCUACCGAAGAGCUCCUGAAGGCGGCCUCGUCAGAGGGCGCCAGUUUUGCUGGGGAGGGAGGUCCUUCGAACGAUGGUCAGGAGCUCGCCGACCUCGUUGUACGACUCAACGAUCAAUUCCCCAAGGAUAUUGGCCUGUUCGUACAAUUCUUCCUCAACUACGUCAAGCUCGAAGUUGGUGAGGCUAUGUUCCUCCGAGCAGAUGACAUCCACGCAUACCUCUCUGGUGACAUCAUUGAGUGCAUGGCUUCUUCCGACAACGUCGUCCGUGCAGGAUUCACCCCCAAAUUCAAGGACGUGGACACAUUGACCUCUAUGCUUACUUACUCAUACGCCCCCAUCGACAAGCAAAAGAUGGAGCGACCAGACUACUCCGGCGUCAAGUUCAACGCUACCGCAUACAGCUCGAACUCAUCGGCCAUCGAGUACAACCCUAAGGAGAUUGACGAGUUUGCUGUUGUUCGUGCUGCGCUCAACAAGUCGGGUGCCAAAGCCACCUUCAACGACAUCGAUGGACCCAGCAUUGUGCUUGCAACCAAGGGCAAGGGAACCAUCUCUGUGGGUAACAAGUCCGAGAAGAUUGAGGAAGGCUACGUCUUCUUCGUAGGCUCCACCGCGACACUGGUCAUUGAGAGCGAGACGGACGCAGAAGAUGGGGGCGAGGGCCUCGUGGUCUUCAAGGCUUACUGCGAUCCUGAAGAUUGGAACAGCAAUGGCGGGCAGAAGUUGUAAGGCUGGGGAUAACACGUGGCCAAAAAUGUUUCAACGGCAUCAGUAACGACACAUGGAGCAUAGACAGAAACGCACUGAAGCUUAGAUGGUACAGUCUUCACGUAGGUAUAUCAUUACACUCUCUAGACGCUCCC